Protopolystoma xenopodis is the source of this 300-nucleotide messenger RNA. Lineage: Eukaryota; Metazoa; Platyhelminthes; Monogenea; Polystomatidea; Polystomatidae. The record is from the annotation of a GenBank genome assembly.
AUGCUACUUUUCAGCAACAAACUGGCGGUUUGGUACCCUGUUCCAAGCCUGUACUACCUUGUCUUACAGACGUACAGAGCUCGUCAGACCAUGGCGUCACGCGUCACCUGCCCUGACGGCGUAGAACGUCAAGACGGGACGACCAGCUCCGCGAUGCAGGGCCUCGGCGGUGGUCUCCAUUCGCCCAGCAACUCUUUCACUUCCACAGAAUCCUGCUCCUCCGCUCUGGCUGGACAGACUCUCUACCUCCGAUCCGUCAAUCGGCAGUGUCAACAGAAUGCAAGCGACUCUCCGUUUUAG